Molecule: messenger RNA, 1052 nt
Organism: Alternaria rosae
Lineage: Eukaryota; Fungi; Ascomycota; Dothideomycetes; Pleosporales; Pleosporaceae
Exons: 1
Coding region: 157-777 (206 amino acids)
Source: RefSeq, a predicted model, not a curated record
CUCAUCUUUCUGUAGCGCUAACCCAUUCUUCAUCAUAAUAAUCACGUAUUUUGUCACCGGCCAGCCUCCGCUCUUGAGAACUCUAGAAUAGUUCGCGCUACUAUUCUGCGAGAAUCCAAUCCAGAUAACAAAAUUCUCAACAACAAGCCAGUCAACAUGUGUAUCGAAGUCCAUACCCGCUACCGCCGCUGCGCCCACGCCUCCCCACUUCGCUGGGACUACUGCGCCAUACUCACACCCCGUGAACGUCAACCCGCCACUGGCCGCUCCUGCCGAAGAUACAAAAUGCGCUACAAAGAGUCCUCCGAUAACAGCGCUUGUUUCGAAUGCAAGUUGACCGAAGUCACUGGGUGGAGCGCAGCAACAUCACCAACAGCCUCGAAGUUCCCGGAGAGAUCGCCUACCGUGUCUAGUUUCUUGAGCGAUGGUGAAGAGAACGGGAAGACGAUGUGGUCGCCGCCGUUUUCUCCGACGUUUAUGGAGAGGUCGCCGACUUUUGCGACGUUUAGUGGUGCGACGGGAUUAUUGGGUGGGAAAAGGGACAGGGAUAGUAAGGGGAGCGAGGUCAGUAUUGUCGCCAGUGAUGAGCCGUUGAGCCCUGGCGUGCCGACGAAGGGGGACUGGCGGACUAGCGGCGAUAGCAAGGAGAGUCAGGGCAAAGAGCAGCAGGGCGAGGAAGUAGGGGAACGCGGGUUGAAAGGUUGGUUCAGGAACAAAUUCAAGUCAAGAGAAGGGUACAACGGCGGGGUAUUGGGGUUUCAGAUGAUGGAUGCGUAGCUGGCAUGAGGUACCCAGAGGAAUACAUGGGUACAUGAUUAUUCGAAAGUCGACAAAGACUACAGUGAGUACCUCCAGGCUCUACCAAAGCUUUGUCUCAAAUCUCUCCCGCAGCUUCUCAUAUUUCUUCACAUCACCUACACUCGGCCUGACCGUCUUCGCCGCCUCGACGAAAUCCAGCUCUUCGACGACCUCGCUGCGCCUUCGCAGUGCGUGUUGUCCGGCUUUACGCAACAAACUCUCCAAAUCAGCACCCGAAAAGUUGUUGCAGACGU